AUGGACCCGGCCCGGCCUUUCUGCCAGCCCAGAGCCCGGCCCGGGCCCGGCCCUGCCUUCCCCGCGGUGCGGGGUGUCCGCGGGCUUGCCGCUUUCUUCCCCCGGUUACCUUCACCCCGCCCAGCCCAGCCCCCAGCAGCGUUGUCGCCGUUCCCCGCGUUGUUCCGCGGGUUGGGCCUGGAGGAGCGGCCUGUGGAGAGGCCCCUGGGCCGGGGCGGUGCUGGCGAUGGGAAGGCUCCGGUUCCUGCCCCGGUUCCCGGUCCGGUUCCUGCCUCGGUUCCUGGCCCGGUUCCUGACCCGGUUCCUGCCUCAGUUCCUGCCCCGGUUCCCGGCCCGGUGCAGCAGAAGCAGCAGCAGGAGGAUGAGGAGAAGGGGCCAGCGCUGGUGGCGCUCCCCACCCGCGGGCAGAUCCUGUGGAAAAGCAAAGGGGACGCGCUGCCCACCCAGCCUGGAAGAGGCGCCGUGCCCGCCCCGUGCCCACCCAGCCCCCAGCCCUGCCUGACCCCCGUGCCCACCCCCCCAGCUGCUGCCAAGCCGCUGCAGGGGACGAAGCCGGCGGUGAAAGGAGCCACCGUCCCCGUGGGGCUGAACUUUGUCAAGAUUCACUGCAAGAACGAAGCUGUCUACCAGUACCACGUGAGCUUCAGCCCCGAGGUGGAGUGCAGGAGUGCUCGCUUUGCCAUGCUGAAGGAGCAGCGUGCCGUGACCGGCGACGUGAUGGCCUUUGAUGGCUCCGUCCUCUUCCUGCCCAUCCAGAUCCCCAAGGUCAGCCUGAAGGCUCAGAGGAAGUGCAGCGGGGAGGAGAUUACCAUCAACAUCCAGAUGACCAAAACCCUGGAGCCCAGCUCGGAUCUCUGCAUCCCCUUCUACAACGUGGUUUUCCACAGGGUGAUGAAAAUCUUAAACAUGAGCCUGGUUGGGAGACAUUUCUUUGAACCUGCCCAGGCCACCACUCUGCAGAAGUACAGCCUCCAUAUCUGGCCAGGAUACGCUGUCAGCAUCACCAGGAAGGACAGAGGGCUCUUCCUCAUGGUGGAUGCCAUCCACAAGAUCAUCCGCAGCGAGUCCAUCCUCACCGUGAUGCAAAACAUCCACUCCCAGAACCAGAGGACGUUCCAGGAGGAGUGCACCAAGCAGCUGGUGGGGAACGUGGUGAUGACGCGCUACAACAACCGCACCUACCGCGUGGACGACAUCGACUGGGACAAGACCCCCAAGGACACCUUCACCCUGGCCAACGGGCAGCAGAUCACCUUUGUGGAGUACUACAGCAAGACCUACGGGAUCACCAUCAGGGAGCUGGAUCAGCCACUGCUCGUCCACAAGCCCAAGGAGAGGCAGAUGCUGAAGGGGAGGCAGCAGCUGGAGAUGGUUCUGCUCGUGCCAGAGCUCACCUUCCUCACCGGCCUCUCCGACCUCCGCAAGAACAACCGCAUGCUGAAGGAGGUGAUGUGGGAGAUGAUCCAGAGCCCCCAGCAGCACUACCAGCGCCUCACCAGCCUCCUGUGCCGCAUCCGCGACACCCCGGAGGCUUCCCAGGAGCUGGAGGGCUGGGGGCUGCGCCUGGACACCGAUAUCUUCAAGACCCAGGGUCACAUCCUGCCCGUGGAGCGCAUCAACCUGCGGCACCGCUCCUUCCUGCCCGCCGAGGACCUGAGCUGGCACCGGGAGGUGACCAAGGAAGCGCCCAUCGCCGUGAUCUCCAUCAAUUCCUGGCUCCUGCUGUACCCCAAACGGCUGCAGAACCUGGCCAAGGAGCUGGUGGCCAGCAUGAGGAGCAGCUCUGGGGCCAUGGGCAUGCAGGUGGGGCCCCCCUCAGUGCAGGAGCUGCGGGAUGAGCGCAUCGAGAGCUACGUCAGGAGCAUCCAGAGCUGCCUGGGCAGCCAGGACAAGGUGCAGCUGCUCCUGUGCAUCAUCCCCAGCAGCAGGGACGACAUCUACGGUGCCAUCAAAAAACUCUGCUGUGUGCAGAGCCCUGUGCCCUCCCAGGUCAUCAAUGCCCAAUCCCUCACGGGCCACCCCGGCAAGAUCAGGAGCGUGGUGCAGAAAGUUCUGCUGCAGAUCAACUGCAAGCUGGGAGGGCAGCUCUGGGGGGUGGAUAUCCCUCUGAGGCAGCUGAUGGUUGUGGGCAUGGACAUCCACCACAGCAGGAGCCAGGGCAUGCGCUCUGUCAUCGGCUUCGUGGCCAGCAUGAACCACAUCCUGACCAAGUGGUACUCCAGGGUGGUUUUCCAGAUGCCCCACCAGGAAAUCGCCGACAGCCUCCGCCUCUGCCUCUCCCAGGCCCUCAAACGCUUCUACGAGCUGAACCACUCCCUGCCCAUGAAGAUUGUGGUGUACAGGGACGGGGUGUCCGACCCCCAGCUGGACACUGUGCUCAAAUAUGAGGUGCCCCAGCUGCAGAAGAGUUUCCACACCUUCCAAAAUUACCAGCCCAGCCUGGUGGUGGUGGUGGUGCAGAAACAGCUGAGCACCAACUUCUACUGCCUGACAGGAGAGGAUUUGGUGUCCCCUCCCCUGGGCACUGUCAUCGACCACGGCGUCACCAGCUCGGGGUGGCAGGAUUUCUUCCUGCUGGCCCAUCACUCCCGGCAGGGCUGCAGCGUCCCCACGCGCUACAUCUGCAUGUGGAACACGGCCAACCUGAGCCCCGAGCACCUGCAGAGGCUGACGUUCAAGCUGUGUCACCUGUACUGGAACUGGCCGGGCACCAUCCGCGUCCCUGCGCCCUGCAAGUACGCGCACAAGCUGGCGCUGCUGGUGGGCCAGGUGCUGCACCACGAGCCCAGCGCCCUCUUCAGCGAGCAGCUCUUCUUCCUGUGACCUGCCAGGACCUGGAGAGCCGGGAUUGAACCCAAAAACCGGGAUUAAACCGGGAUUAAACCGCGGUUAAACCCGGAAUCCCGCUGCUGUUUGCGCCCCCACCCAGGGGCAUCUCCCUCAAUUCCUGUUCUGCUGUUAAAUUAUUUUAUUAUUUCCUCAUUGUUCAGAGGAUGCUGGGGAUUGCAGCAUGCUGGAGAGCUGGGAUUGCACCCAAAAACUGGGAUUAAACCGCGAUUAAACCCAGAUUAAACCGGGAUUGAACCGCAAUUAAACCCAGAAUCCCGCUCCUGUUUUCCCCCUUUCCCAGGUACAUCUCCCUCAAUUCCUGUUCUGCUGUUAAUUUAUUUUACUCUUUCUUCAUUGUUCAGAGGAUGCUGGGGAUUGCAGCAUCCCUGGAGAGCCAGGAUUGAACCGGGAUUGCACCCAAAAACCGGGAUAAAACCGGGAUUAAACCGCGAUUAAUUCGCGAUUAAACCGCAAAUCCCGCUCCCGUUUUCCCCCUUUCCCAGGUGCAUCUCCCUCAAUUCCUGUUCUGCUGUUAAUUUAUUUUAUUCUUUCCUCGUUGUUUAGAGGAUGCUGGAGAUUGCAGCAUCCCAGAGCUGUGGGAUUUAUUUUUUUUUUGGGAAUUAUCUCCAUGGGGAUGACACCAAAGGAAUUUCCUGCUGUUUUCCACCUUCCCAGUAAAGGGUUGAGUUCCUGAGCCCCAAAAACUCUGCUGCUCCCACAGCUCAUCCCUGUGCAGGUGUUGAUUUAAUCCCAAAGAUUUUGGUGUUUUUUCCCCUCCAGUUUCUUACAUUUCCAUAGCUUGAUGAAGUUUUUAUUUUUUUUUUUUCCCUGGGUUUUUUCAACCAGCUGCAGUUUGGCUGGUUCUCCUGUCCUUGAGGAGUCACUGAUUUUCCAAGGAGAAUUCUUUGUGGAUUCAGCUCGUUACCCCAGGGAGAGCUUUGAAUUUUCACCUAUUUUAGGUACCUUUUUUUUUUUUUUU
This is a messenger RNA of Catharus ustulatus (Swainson's thrush), 3808 nucleotides long. RefSeq names its product piwi like RNA-mediated gene silencing 2 (gene PIWIL2). Lineage: Eukaryota; Metazoa; Chordata; Aves; Passeriformes; Turdidae. The transcript is spliced from 21 exons. Gene Ontology annotation, biological process: regulatory ncRNA-mediated gene silencing. Gene Ontology annotation, molecular function: piRNA binding; protein binding. The record is from RefSeq and is a predicted model, not a curated record. The coding region runs from base 1 to 2823 and encodes 940 amino acids. Gene Ontology annotation, cellular component: P granule.